AGAGUCAGAAAUAAAAAUAUUAAGAGGGAAAUGGUACCAUGAUGUGAAGGAGACACUUCACUGUACCUAGACCAUUAGGGAUUUCACUGUUGGUCAGUCCACCUCUUUGGUCCAGACUGAAAUGCCUUGGCAUGACCUUGGUAUUUCAUGUCCUUAUGGGAUGAAUCCCGACUGCUUUGGUAACUGAUAACUCUUUUAUCCAUCCGUCCGUUAUCUAUACCUCUUAUCCUGAACAGGGUUGCAGGGGGCUGGAGGCAAUCUCAGCUGACAUUGGCCCAGAGGCAGGGUCCACCCUGGACCAACCCCUUCUUUUAUCCAACCCGUUCAAAAUUAGUUGUUGUAACUUAAGUGAACCCUUAACUUCUCAUCUAGUGCCAACAUCAGGCCGAAAUCUCAGUAUGUCCUAUAGUUUGGCAUAUGACUAAAUUAAUGACAAAUAGCAGUUGUAAGCAUUUUAUAAUGCUACAGAUGAAGUAUCUGGUAAACAUUAUAUUUAUCUUAUUAGUUUCCUACUCAGCAUGUGGUAAAGAUGGAGAUUAGAUUGGUGUGUUUUAAGGUGCAAGGUGGUCCCUAAUCUUAACCAUGUUAAGGUUUGUGAUGGCUAGGGGGUAUAUUGAUCAUGUAAAGAGAUCCUCCCUCCCCUUCCCCCUGUCAGUGGCUUCUUACCCUCAGGUUGAUGAUCUCCUUGGCAGGGGGACCUGAUUCACCUCCUUGCCUGGCUCUCUGAACAAAAACAAAAGGUGCUCCCUUCCUGCAGCCUUGAUCAUUUUCACCUGUCACUCAGACUUUCUCUGUGUCACUUGGGGUGUGUGGAGGGCUGCUCCAGGUGAGCGAUCGAGUGUGGCUAAUGGCUCCUCUGCUAUAACAAGUGUGUGCUGGUCCUGAGGGGUCCAGGGAGUGUCGUACACUAUGGGAACAAUGCCGCCAUCUAAAGUAUUUUACUACCAAGACUUCCAAGCCCAGGAACAUCCACUGCAUGUAUUUGAGUUCAAAGUUGCACCUUUAAUGAUGAAUGUCACAUAGUUACCACCUCAUCAGAUGAGAGCAAAAGAGCCAUUUUCACAGGUGACAGGACAACUCUCUCUUUUGCAGUUUAAGUUUGAUUCAUUUACUAAAAUAUCUGUAAGCUUGUUCUCUUAUUGCCCAGCCACCAAAUGGAUAUCUUGAACACUGGAGUAAGUUUGGCAGCCUUUUUAAAGAUACCUGAAACCGUAUAUGAUAAUUGAUGAACUUCUGUUGCCCUUGUUUUCCAACAUUUUUACCUUAUUACAAAGUUAAAACAGUAAAUUUCUAAACUGAACCAAGGUAUGUGUUACUGAAUGUUCUCAUGCAGUGGAGAACCAACCAAAUUGAUGUUGGCUGAUGCUUUCAUCAGGUGUAUUUAAACUCCUACGUGUCUUGUCUUUUAAGCUGUCCUCAGGUCUGUAUUUACCUGGCCGUCACUGUAGGUGCAAGAGCACACAGUCUUUAAUGAGAACUCUGUGACUGAUCGACAUUCAUGAUGCUUCUCACACAAUACCUGAUGGCCAGCGUGACUGCCAACACCAAACACACAACAAGGCAGCGUCACUCUGCAGCUGCUACUCAUGCUCAAGCUUGACAAGUCAUUUCCUUAUGGGUGGACACCAGUAGAGAGGACGACAUUCACCCAGCUACCCCUCUAUUCUAUCAGCCACCGCCUCCUCCAGUCGGCGUCCUGACUGUCCCCGGCGAUGGCCCCUCCCAUCAAAGCCAUAUAACCUCUCCUAAUCACCCCCACCCCUUGUUGCCCUGGAGACGGCUCAGACGAGCAGGUGAUGCAUUGACAGGGAGCAGAUGGUUCCCUGUGGAGGAGCUCCAGAGCCUCACUGGGAAAGCAGACAUUCCAGAAAUCAGGAUUUCCAGCGUCCACUGAGACCUCUGGCUCGGCCCAGGAACACCAACAGCACAAGCACCUGGCUGCCUGAAGGCUCCCGCUCUGCACAGCACACGCACAGGAGGCCCAUGUAUGUGUCUUUUGUCAGCAAGGCCAUCUUGUGGGAUAGAGGACUCUGCCGCUACACUGCCCAUGUUCGUCCCAAUCAUCAUCUCUCACUGUGUCCACGGUUCUUGUCUCACAUGAAAGCCCGCCCUGAAGACUCCAGACCUCCUUGUUUCCUGAGCUCCAAGUCGGGGCCACAGCCUCCAUCUCAGGGAAAGACACAGAAUACACGCAUCCAUGCUGCCCCAAAGACCCAAGUGCUGCAGGGACAUUUCCAGUUCAGUCCAGAUGGAAGAAAAUGUGGUGUCCAGAAAAAAGGCUUGAUUGCAGGAAGGCGCUCUGCUGUUGUUGUUCCCUGUUGUCCACUUCCUGCUACCCCGCCACCAUCCACCAUUAAUCCAACACCUCCCCACCAAAAUAUCCUUUCCCCCAGCUCUGUAAGACAACAAAGUGAUCUGUACCUUUUGCCGGUGUCCCCUUCUGGACCUCAACCUGCUCCAGAGAAAAAAGAUGAAUUUCAGAAGAAGAAGAGCGCACCCCACCCUGCUGUGGUGUCCAUCACAGAGCCAACAGAGCUGGACUUCAAGCUGAAUCUUGGGCCUGCGGGACCAGAGCGCUCAGAGUUACUGGCCUCUACCGUCUCACAUGGGUCUCUCUCAGAUUUAAGUCGUCCAUCCUCCAGCCUUUUCAGCCGGAGCACUGACCUCGCCAGUGACAGGAGCAGUGUCCUGUCUGCUUUCGUGGACUCCGAGCCAGAGGAGAGUGUUUGUUUCUCCCCACUCAAUUCUUCUCCUGUGACUGAGAUACCUCUGGCUUCUCCUCCAGCAGAAUCCAUUUAUUAUGAAUCCCCUACGAAAACCACCAACACUCCGUUCUGCAAGUCACUGUCUGACCAAACCAAACCCCUCUCACCUCGCCCAACUUCAGGCAUCGAUCCACUUUCAGAUAAACCUGUGCGCAGCAGCAAAACCAUGAAAGCAGCAGAGAAUCUCCACCUAGAUUCAUCCAAAGAUCCUGGUCUUAACCUGUCCUUGGACUCUGAUCUUGGCCUUGUUACACUGGCUUUUCCCUCCACUACUUGGUCUUCGUGCCCGAGUCCACAAAAGACCACUCACCGCUCAGGGUCAGGAGUGAAGCGAAACCCUUCUCCUCCAGUGAGUCGGCUGGAGUCCCACCUCUGGCCUGUCCUGCCUCCCAUCUCCCCUGGCAGAGGACGCUGUGGCUCAGCAGUAUCACGCUACUCUGAGCUCAGCUGCACUCACUCUCAUGUAUUUGAUGAACUGGAGGCCAUCGCCCCUCGAUCAGCUUCCUGUCUGUCUCUGGACCAGGCGUCAGACUCAUCAGCCUGCACUUUACCUGAUACAGAGCUGUCUCCUGGCCUGGCAGCACUGACGGUGGGCUGUGACUCGGGAAAUCUGGGCUCCCUGUCCCGGGUGCAGCUGCUCCUCCUGGACCGAGCGGUGCCAGAUACCCUGCAGAGUCCCUUUGAUUUGGAGGAAGAGUUCUCACUGGGGGAGGACUGGAGUGAUCUGAGGAUGCAGGAUGAUCCAGACCUGACCUCAACAGGUGUUUUGAGGCCUUUCACAGCUGGCAGCAGCUCUGAAAGGUGCGACUCUGCAGGGAAACUCCUGGAAAACAAAUUGGAUCAGUCUGAAGGAGGAUCUUGGUCACCGUCUUCAUGGAUCGUAGACCCGAGUCCAUCAUGCAACAUGUUCAGAUCCUCAUGUUCUCCCUAUCCCCCCAAUCACAGUUCCAGCACAGAUCAAGGGGGCCCCACUGAGAAUGACAUCAGUUAUCAAGGAUGGGGGGACCAGGUUGAGUCCUCAGCUGGAGGAAGGAGGCCCAAUUUUCUUGACCACAGAAAUGAAUUGACAGAGGAAAGGAAAACAAAGGCGCUUCACAUGCUUUCCAAACUGCAGGACAACACGCCUCAGAAGAGCAACACGCACAAACAUCACUCCAACUUUGAGGAUUUCGACUUUUUGGCAAAGUAUUGCAUUUUCAGUCAGGAGAAGCUGGCGGAGUACAAAAGAGCUUUUGAAGCAGAGGACAGUGAUGGUGACGGCUACAUUUCCUGCCUUCAGGUUCUGCUUGCUCUUAAAAACAUCAUCCCCCCAGAACUGCUGUCUGAUGAAGAGGAGAUCUACGUCUACAGGAUCUUGGAGAUGGUGGACUUCAGAGUGACAGAUGGGCUUGUCGACCUGAGGCUCUUUGCUGUCAUCGCUAGUCUGGCACAAAAAAUAGCCACCAUGGAUGAGUUUAUGCGAUCGCUGAUCAGCAGCAUGGACUUUCGCUCUCUUGAAGUGAGGCUCUUUAAAGUGAAGCAACUGUUCCUGUUCCUGCUGGAGGAGCAGCCAGGAGACACGAGAGCUCAGCAGGGCUUCAUAAGUGCUGAGCAGCUGCUUCUGGAACUAAAGGUUGGGGGCAUCUAUCUGGAGCAGGAGGCAGCCAUCAGACUGGAGCUGCAGCACAUUCCCCCUCUGGACCUGCUGGACUUCCUUGCCUACCUGCCUCUCUUCAUGCUCAUUCACAAGUCAGUCAUCUCCAACCCUCUCAAUGAUCCCAGCAACCUCUAACCUGAGUCACCACACUGUCUGCCUGGCGAGGCACAGGUAUCAGCAUUACUGUCACCACCAUUACCAGUGUUGAAACCUUGUGCAAAAAAGAUACAUGAGAAACUGAGAAGUAAAAGCCCAUAUAACACUAAUAGACUCAAUUUAAAAUUUUAAAAUGUAUGAAAGCUGUACACUGUUUGUUUGGUAAACUGCCAAUUUGUGCUGCUGACUGAUAGCAAGCUAUUAUCUUAGCUUCAACUUUUACUUAGUGUAAGCUACUCCAUAAAAGAGCAGUGGCUUCCAGACAGUUAUUAAACAGGAAUCAGUGGUACCAAUAUGUCUUUUGAGCAAAAUGUAAAUACUUGUUCCAUAAAGCUAACAAGCUAACAAGUUUGCUAAGUGACCGUUAACCAGCUUGUUGGCUUGGAAAGCUUUAUUUUCCCUCUUCAUAAGCCUUUUACGUAAUUAAAUGGUGUGCAGUGGUGAACAGGAAAAUAAGAUAAAUAGUAGAGAGAAAAUACAGAGAUGCUCCAGGACCUUUGUGACUGACUAGCACAAACCUCGUAUAAUAGCAAUUAGCUCACUAGCAGCUCAGCCACCGGCUCUGUUUUGUAUACUCCCUGUGUGACCAAGCUUCAUAACAAAGUAUUUGCAAAGACACUCAAAUUAAUUUCACUUUCUGUUGUGUCCAGGUCUUUAUUAGUUGAUUGUGGGGAGGUCAUAACUAAGGGUGAAAUGAAUGGUGUAAGAAACUGUUUUCUCUUAUGUCAGUACAUCUGCACCAGAAACCAGUGUCAUCCUGUGAAGCAACCAGCACACAUUCAAAAACCAUUGGUCAUCUAUCCAGCCAUCCAUCCAUUAUCUAUACCACAGAUUCCUGAAUAGGUUCGACAUUGGGCGAAAGGCGGGGUCCACCCUGGACAGGUCACCAGUCUAUCACAGGGCUGACAUGUAGACAAACA
This is a messenger RNA of Monopterus albus (swamp eel), 5477 nucleotides long. RefSeq lists its product as uncharacterized. The transcript has 17 exons. Bases 1816 to 4536 code for a protein of 906 amino acids. Lineage: Eukaryota; Metazoa; Chordata; Actinopteri; Synbranchiformes; Synbranchidae. Gene Ontology annotation, molecular function: calcium ion binding. The record is from RefSeq and is a predicted model, not a curated record.